Penicillium oxalicum is the source of this 390-nucleotide messenger RNA. RefSeq lists its product as uncharacterized. The record is from RefSeq and is a predicted model, not a curated record. Bases 1 to 390 code for a protein of 129 amino acids. The transcript is spliced from 2 exons. NCBI's taxonomy places the organism in Eukaryota, Fungi, Ascomycota, Eurotiomycetes, Eurotiales, Aspergillaceae.
AUGUCUGACAACGUUACUGAUCCUUCCAAGCGCCAUUGGCACGGUGAAAUAGGUGACCGCUACGAUCCUCAAAACGUUUGGACUCACGGUGGUGUCAAAGUUCCUGCCAAUCGUGCUCCCUGGGCUCUCACUCCUGAAAUGAUGGCUGCCGACAACGCUCGCCGAGACUCUGCUACUUCCAGCAACGGAAGUGGUUCCCCCACAGCCAUGAAUGACCGCCGUCGCUCAAGUGCUAGCUCCAAGUCCGGCCCCAUGUUCGCCGGCUUGCAAUCGGUCAAGCGUGAAUCUACCGAUGCAAACAUGACCGCUCGCCGUGCCAGUUGGAACGAGCAGAAGCAGCCGGGCGGCUUCUUCUCGAAGCUGUGGGAGGGCUACACCCGCGGCAACUAA